Molecule: messenger RNA, 2619 nt
Organism: Sorex fumeus (smoky shrew)
Lineage: Eukaryota; Metazoa; Chordata; Mammalia; Eulipotyphla; Soricidae
Gene: SLC35F5
Product: solute carrier family 35 member F5
Exons: 16
Coding region: 205-1782 (525 amino acids)
Biological process (GO): regulation of peptide transport
Cellular component (GO): membrane
Source: RefSeq, a predicted model, not a curated record
CGCUGCCCGCUCGGCCGCUGCUCGCCUGGUCCGGUCCCGGGCCGCUGCCGCCGGCUGGCAUCGCUUUCCAGAGGUGGCUUCGGGGGCUGGGCCGCCGGCGCGGCCUGGCAAUGUCAGGCCUGGCGCCCGCGCUCUGAAGCCGAGGCCGCGGCCGUGGCGCUGGGCGGCGGCGGCGGCGGCGGCGAGUCCGGGUCGGAUCCGCUCAUGGUGCCGCCACGACGCUGCCACCGCGGGGCAGGAAGGCCAGGUGCGCUGAGUUCUUCACCUCCUUUUAGACUCAGCUCUGCCAAGUUUUCAGGCCUGGCUCUUGAAGACCUCAGGAAGGCCCUGAAAAUAAGACUGCAAAUGGUAUGUGUGUUUAUCAUGAACCGAAUGAAUUCCCAGAGCAGUGGUUUCACUCAGCGCCGGCGACUGGCUCUUGGGAUUGUUAUCCUCCUGCUUGUUGAUGUGAUCUGGGUGGCAUCCUCAGAACUUACUUCGUAUGUUUUCACUCAGUACAACAAACCAUUCUUCAGCACCUUUGCAAAAACAUCUAUGUUUGUUUUGUACCUUUUGGGCUUUAUUGUCUGGAAGCCUUGGAGACAGCAGUGUACAAGAGGAUUUCGAGGAAAGCAUGCAGCUUUUUUUGCAGAUGCUGAAGGUUACUUUGCUGCUUGUACAACAGAUACAACUAUGAAUAGCUCUUUGAGCGAACCUCUGUACGUUCCUGUGAAAUUUCAUGAUCUCCCAAGUGAAAAACCUGAAAACACAAAUAUUGAUGCUGAAAAAACUCCCAAAAAGUCACGUGUAAGGUUCAGUAAUAUCAUGGAGAUUAGACAGCUUCCAUCAAGCCAUGCAUUGGAAGCUAAGUUGUCACGCAUGUCAUAUCCUACUGUGAAAGAUCAAGAAUCAUUAUUCAAAACUGUGGGGAAACUAACUGCAACUCAAGUAGCAAAAAUUAGCUUUUUUUUUUGCUUUGUGUGGUUUUUGGCAAAUUUUUCAUAUCAAGAAGCACUUUCAGACACACAGGUUGCUAUAGUUAAUAUUUUGUCUUCAACUUCUGGACUUUUUACUUUAAUUCUUGCUGCAGUGUUUCCAAGUAACAGUGGAGAUAGAUUUACUCUUUCCAAACUAUUAGCUGUAAUUUUAAGUAUUGGAGGAGUUGUGCUGGUAAAUCUGUCGGGGUCUGGAAAGUCUGCUGGGAGAGAUACAAUAGGUUCCAUUUGGUCUCUUGUUGGAGCCAUGCUCUAUGCUGUUUAUAUUGUUAUGAUUAAAAGAAAAGUAGACAGAGAAGAUAAGUUGGAUAUUCCAAUGUUCUUUGGUUUUGUAGGUCUGUUUAAUCUGCUGCUCUUAUGGCCGGGUUUCUUUUUGCUUCAUUAUACUGGAUUUGAGGACUUUGAAUUUCCCAAUAAAGUAGUAUUAAUGUGCAUUAUCAUUAAUGGCCUUAUUGGAACAGUUCUCUCAGAGUUCCUGUGGUUGUGGGGCUGCUUUCUUACCUCAUCAUUGAUAGGCACACUUGCACUAAGCCUCACUAUACCUCUCUCCAUAAUAGCUGAUAUGUGUAUGCAGAAGGUGCAGUUCUCAUGGCUAUUUUUUGCAGGAGCUAUCCCUGUAUUUUUUUCAUUUUUUAUUGUAACUCUUCUCUGCCAUUACAAUAAUUGGGAUCCUGUGAUGGUGGGGAUCAGAAGAAUUUUUGCCUUUGUAUGCAGAAAACAUCGAAUUCAGAGGGUUCCAGAAGAUAGUGAGCAGUGCGAGAGUCUCAUCCCUAUGCACGGUGUUUCUCAGGAGGAUGGAGCUAGUUAGCUGCUGUCGUCUGUGGUUCAGAGAAUGGAACAUUAUACAGCGAAGAGACAAUCUCUGGCAAGUUUUUUAGAAAAAUGUUUCAGUGCCUAGUCUGAAGAUAACAGUUUCAGUUCUUUGGAACUCUAAAAGUAUAUUUUCCAUGUAUCUGUUUUCUUCAUUUUCACAAUGAAGAACUUUGUCAUGUAGCUGUGUAUAUAUCACUACAGUUAUAGGAAGUUCCUGUCCACAGGACCAACUUGCCUUAUACAUCUCAAAAAAUUCAACUGGUAAAACAAUUUGAGUUAAUCAAGGAAUAAAAUCGUAAUGUCUGGUGACUUUAUCUUGCACAUACAUUUGGUAAAUUCUUGAUUAUAUUAUGAAAAUAUUUUCCAGAAAUCAUUUAAGUAAAUAGAUCCAUGUUUCUUAUAGUCAAAAUGCUAAAUAACAUGCCUAUAAUAGGUACAGAUUAUAUUUUGAGUUUUUUAGAAUAUUGAAAAUUAAUGCAAAAAAUUUUAACUUAUAUCAAGUAUGUUCGUGCAAAACUUUAGUGAAAUUUUUUAAAGAAUCAAUAUUUGAGGAAAAGAUUGGUUCACUUAUACUACAUUUAUUGUAUUAUCCUUUCAUAGCAUUAGGUGCCUUGUAUUUUAAAUCUGUGACAAACCAUUUUUAAAGGGGAAGUAUUAUAAAAUGAGAAAUUAUGUAUUUCUAAGGCUGUAUUACUGUAAAUUUAAUUGAUAAAGAGCUCUGCUUUCUUUAGAGUUUUGAAUAAAUAUUCUCUCUUCAAUUAAGAAAUUUUCAUAAUGGAAUGAUUUUAAUUGAAGUCAUAAAUGGAUCAUUAAAAUAAAAUGUUUAUAUGUA